Molecule: messenger RNA, 588 nt
Organism: Cryphonectria parasitica EP155
Lineage: Eukaryota; Fungi; Ascomycota; Sordariomycetes; Diaporthales; Cryphonectriaceae
Product: ribonuclease H-like protein
Exons: 2
Coding region: 1-588 (195 amino acids)
Cellular component (GO): mitochondrion
Molecular function (GO): nucleic acid binding; 3'-5'-RNA exonuclease activity
Source: RefSeq, a predicted model, not a curated record
AUGGCUUCUCAGGAUGAUGCUGCCCCGUUGGUCUGGAUCGACUGUGAGAUGACUGGUCUGGACCCGGACAAGGAGGAGAUCAUCGAGAUCUUUUGCCUCAUCACCAACGGCAAUUUGGACCUCCUCGACGCAGAAGGAUGGGGCACCGUGGUUCACCAGCCCAGGGCCCGCAUGGACCAGAUGGACGAGUGGUGCACUCGAACCCACGGCGAGAGCGGCCUCACGGCGGCCGUCAUCACCUCCGAGGUGACACCGGAGCAGGCUGCCGACGAGCUCUUGUCCUAUAUCAAGAAGUACGUUCCGGACCGCCGCGUUGCGCUGCUCGCUGGCAACUCGGUCCACGCCGACAGGACGUUUCUCGCAAAAGGACCGUAUCGCAGGGUCGUCGAGCACCUGCACUACCGCAUCCUGGACGUGAGCUCCAUCAAGGAGGCAGCAAGGCGGUGGUGUCCUCAGGUCGCCGCGAGGGUGCCACAGAAGAAGACGCUGCACAAGGCGAGGGAUGACAUCCUGGAGAGCAUCGAGGAGGCGAGGUACUACAAGGAGGCCAUCUUCCAGGCCAGUGCGCGUGGACAGGACGGCGCAUGA